This is a messenger RNA of Adineta ricciae, 1944 nucleotides long. The record is from the annotation of a GenBank genome assembly. NCBI's taxonomy places the organism in Eukaryota, Metazoa, Rotifera, Eurotatoria, Adinetida, Adinetidae.
AUGACUACAAAUCGUGAUUCUACGCGAACGAACGUCUCUGGUCAGAUGAACGACAUCGAAAAACGUCAUGAGAAGUUGAAGCAACGUGCCAGUCAAGCGCAAACUGAAAAGAACCUAUUAAAUCAAGUUGCUCAAUGGGAGAAAGAAUCGAUUGGGAAAAUUCAACUAGCAGCGAAAAAGGCUCGAACUGAAAUUCAACAAUUUAUUAAAGAUUCUAAUACUCAAAUAGCCAAUUCUCUAAAUAAGGUUUCUACUGAACUUCGUUCAAGAAAAAGAGCCAAUAACUAUACCGAUCGUGACAUCGAGAAUUUGAACAAUCUAUUGCAGAGUUGUGGUGAGCAUAUGAAACAGCAAAAUGAACUCAAUGUAAUCAAAAAGGAUUUCUCGCCAUCCGAAUUAAUUAAAAUUGCUAAGAACUUUGCACCUACACAAGAAACGAUCCGUCCGACAAUACGAAAUGCACGAUUUGCUCCAACACGCGAACAACAAGCAUUGUCCCCACGUCUAGAACGAUAUUCUCUGCCACCAGAGAUCGGUUUUCUUUCGGAAAGACCAACUCAACGAGCUGACUAUAAUACACUACCACCGCCGCAAUAUAACCCAACACCUCAAACACGAAGACGACCGAUUGAUGUUGCACCGAAUUCAAAUAUUAAUUCUGACCCUUAUCCAAGUAUUUCUUUCAAUGUGAAUUCAGGCACGGAUAAAAAUAUUCAAAGAUUAUUUGAAAGCAUCGGUACUCUUGCACCUAUGAAUAAAAUAGGACCGAUGAGUGGCGAUUGUGAUUACGAAACAACUCAAAUGGAAUCUUUCCUUGCUCAAACAUUUCAAUUUAGAAAUAUUCCUGGUGAAUAUAUCGUUCAUGGUGUCAAAUCAUUUCGACUCGGCAGACCUCCGUUUCUCAUGGAUCCGAAUACACUAAUCCGCUUUCCUGGUACUGGACGAGUAGCAUUCGCCAUGACUGCACAGGAAAUUUUGGAUUGGCAACAAUCUUACCGAGUCUAUGCUGACGAAGAUGCUCGCUGCAUAAACAAAAUCUUCAUCCGUAGAGCACUUCAAGGCUUGACUAAAUCGGGAGAAGAAGCAUUUGCUAUGAAGUUCGUUGUUCGUAUUUCACAGUGUCCCAUUCUCAUGGAAUUCGAUGCUCGCAUCAUUCAACGUGAGCUCCAGCACGAUUGGCCUCAACGCAUCAAACUUGUCUCGGUCACUGGCAUCGACUUUGCUGGCCGAGUUCAUGAUCUCAAUGACAUCACUACCUAUGUCACCAACUGGCCAGAUAUCUAUGAGAUCGAUCCUAAAACGAGCCUACCCUUUGUCUACAACGGCAGAGACUUUCGUGUCAAAGCAAGAGCACCUCGAGCACAACUACACGAACGGCAACUGCUCGCCGAUCUCAUGCGAAUGGCCAGACUUCGACUGUAUGCAUGUGACAAGGAACAAGUUCAGGUGGUGGUCGAAACCGGCAUCGGACUUGGUGUGUUCGCUGGCAAACACAUUGGCAUCGAUGGCAAGGUACGAGCACUGUCUGCCCGAGCUAUCCGACAAGUUCUCGAAGAAGAUGGACCUGUCUUUCAGCACAUCUGUGCUGUCGUUUUUGCACUACCGAUCUUCGAAAGUGAUGUGAGAAACGGUCGACGAGAUGAUGUCUAUCAAGCAUUUGCUGAUGAGUUCAAUACAAGUCAAUACAAAGGACGCAUUCCAGUGCUGGUCGCCGAUCAAGACAUGCAUCGUUUGACAGUGUGGAUCGCGAUGUCUGGAUAUCGAGUGAGUGAGCUGAAUCCAGCUGAUUCACAUGGUGUGUUCGGUGAAUACUGGCAGAAUCGUGGUCCAGCGGUGGAAGAGAAACUUGCAUUGACCACUGUUGGUCUGUUAGUUCAACAUCAUCUAAUCAAUCCACACGUUCUCGAUAUGGAUCAUUACCAUCUUGUUUCAUUCAAAACAUAG